UCUACAACCCCGUCAAAUGGGAUCUGUCGACCAUUCACUGGGACACUUUGAUCACAUCCUUCGAAUGUAGGCUCAACGAGACUACGAAGGCUUAAACCUGGGAAGAGAAUUGACGACAUGUCUGUUGUUAAUAUGUCCAAGCCAAAAGUCUCCAACACUAAAUAAUACGAAGUAACAACUCGACUUUUCCCGUUGAUUAAAAUGGGCUGCCCGCGACGGAGUCUAGUCGGCAAUUCGGGGUCUUUUUGGGAAUUAGUAGCUGCCAAUGACGUCGCUCUAGCAGCUUAUGAUGUGGGGUAGAUAAGAAGGGAAAAUGCUCCAGCUCUAUCUCCCCUCUUCUACGUCUCGAUAAUUCGAAAAAACUGCCGGGGAGGAGCUUGAGGGGCACCAAGUUCAUAAUUCAUUACGUUGUACAUAUUAGAAAGCAUAAUCGCAUCGUUAGAGACUCAAUUGACUUCACGGGAUCAUAGAUCUACUUCUCCUUAUUAGUAGUUAGAAGAAUAUAGUAUUGUACAAGCAAGUACAUACACAGUGGCCUUCAGACUCUUCGCGAAAAUGGCCUUCGAGACCAAAGCCACCAUCGCCAACUUCGGCGGCAAGCUGCUCAAGCUGCAGCACCAAUCCUCCAGCACCGGCACCCCCAUGGACGUGAACCUUUUCCUGCCCCCGGCCGCCCUCGCCUCUCCCGCAUCCAAGGUCCCCGUCCUCAUCUACCUGUCAGGCCUCACCUGCACGCCGCAGAACUGCACGGAGAAGGGCUUCUUCCAGGCGCACGCGGCGCGGAAGGGCAUCGCGGUCGUCUGGCCGGACACCUCGCCGCGCAGCGCGGACCCGUUCCCCGGCGAGGCCGACAGCUGGGACUUCGGCGCCGGCGCCGGGUUCUACGUGGACGCGACGCGGGCGCCGUGGAGCGCGCGCUACCGCAUGGAGACGUACAUCACGUCGGAGCUGCCGGCGGCCCUGUUCGCCGCGUUCCCCGACGCCCUGGACCCGGCGCGCGUGAGCCUCACGGGCCACAGCAUGGGCGGCCACGGCGCGCUGACCCUGUUCCUCAAGCACCCGGGUAAGUACCGGAGCGUGAGCGCGUUCGCGCCCAUCGCGAACCCGUCCCGCUGCCCCUGGGGCGAGAAGGCGUUUACCGGGUACCUGGGCGCGGAGGACCGCGAGGAGUGGAAGAAGCACGACGCCACGGAGCUGGUGCGCGGGUGGGCGGGCAAAGACAUCAAGGCGCUGGUCGAUGUCGGGACCGGGGAUAAUUUCUAUACGCAGGGGCAGCUGUUGCCGGAGAACUUCGAGAAGGCGGUUCAGGAGGCCGGGGUGAAGGGGUUGGAGUUGAGGUAUCAGCCGGAGUAUGAUCACUCGUAUUUCUUCAUGUCGACUUUUGCUGGGGACCACGUCGAACACGCUGCCAAGUACCUAUUCGCGUGAGGAUUAGCUCGGGAAAGGGGGGGUUAGUUACAUAAUCAUCCCCCAACAGCUACAGAAGCCCGGUACCACACAGCAUAUUAUGUAUAUGUACGCUUUUUCCUCAAGUGCUAUGAAAUUAUUAGGCGCGAGUGUUACCUCGAAGCAGAGGCCCUAGUCACAGUGAUAAUAGAGACACCAACAGCUUAAGACUACUGGCUUAGGAGUAGUACUAUUUACACGUCCUGGGAGCAACAGGUAGAACUCGUAAAAGAUAAUUUCGGAACACAUAUUACGUACCCUCAAAAUAUCAAAUUGUUCAGAAAAUUCGAAAGUGCUUCUUUAUUCAGAUUACGUGGUGGUAUAUAUUGACACUGUAGCUGCGGAUAUCUUCAAGCAAGAAAAAAAAGACAAUACUUCGCUUCUGGGGUGCGUCGUUAGGUCUGAACCAUGUUACUC
Molecule: messenger RNA, 1863 nt
Organism: Daldinia caldariorum
Lineage: Eukaryota; Fungi; Ascomycota; Sordariomycetes; Xylariales; Hypoxylaceae
Product: putative esterase
Exons: 5
Coding region: 556-1428 (290 amino acids)
Biological process (GO): formaldehyde catabolic process
Cellular component (GO): cytosol
Molecular function (GO): S-formylglutathione hydrolase activity
Source: RefSeq, a predicted model, not a curated record